AACUGCGCCAUUUAGGCGAAUCACAGCGUAAGCAGACGUGACCAAUGAAUUUUAGCACACGACUUCUGAAAGAACAACCCCAUUAUCUGAACUGAUACAUAACUGUUGUAAAAAUAACGGCGGUGUCAACACAAAAUAUGAGUCUCUUGUCUGCGCUGUACUUCUUCUCAAAAGCAGGAGAAGGAUUUUGUUCUGAAGGAGACUCGGUACAACUAUAGCACGAAAACAACAACUUAGAGCGGACAAUAAAACACUCAUUUCCACCGAUGGACUCGCCAAAUUUCGCGUCGCCGCCCACCCGGGCGCGCAGCUGCCUGGGCGAAGACCAUCCGCAACACAGCCAGAGCACGAAGUCGGACACCCUUUUAUCGUAAGGAAAAAUCCCCCCUCCCCAUAUCGAAAUGGAAUGUUUCCGAAAAUUUGUGUUGCUGAUUUGAGGUCACAAAUCACAUUUGUCUUGCAAAAAGACAAGGGUAGAAGCUUCCGCCCCAUUAUGGAAGCGAUUUGCCAUGCUGUUGGCCCUAAAAGUGGCCCGCUUGCCAUGCUGAACAACUAGACCCAUACGCCCCUACCUAGCCUGCGGAUCUGGCCGCAGUGCCUCUCUGCAAUACAGACCUGAUUUGUGUACACACUUCCAGCAUCAGAAAUUCCGUUUUGAUAUGGGGAGGGGGGAUUUUUCCUUUCGAUACCUUUCGAACCGGGAGGACCGCCUCUCCACCUUUGGCCGCUCGCCCCCGCACUAUCCUGAGUAAAAACGUCCCCACCCCAUAGUUGUCAUGCAGAUCUGCAUGCUCAGAAUGUGUGUCAUGCGGCUCUCCAUGAGAGGCAUUACCUAGUGGCGUUUGGGAAUCUGUCAUGCGCUAAUCAGGAUGACAGACUGGAUCUGUGAUGCGUUUGAAUUAGCCAGGCACGACUACACUGCGUAGCCAAACUUUUUAUGCGUGAGUCCCAAAGAUGCUCGAUUUGUCUUGCCAAAGUCCCAACUUGACUAUGGGGUGGGGACGUUUUUACACAGGAUACGCACUCAGGUUGCACCAGCCUGAUGCUGGCCGCCUGCAGUCGGUGUCACCGGGAGUUUUUAUUGGAAAAAUUGGACCGGGACGGGGACAAUAACCACACGUGUGUCAGUAUUGAUAAACUUGUUUUAGUUUUACAGAUGAUUACCGCGUUUUCGUGAUGCAGAUUUGCACAUGUUGUACCAUUUGCAUACCAUGAUAUUUUUCGCAUGACAAAUCACUUCUCGAACAAGCCUACAACCCCUAUCACUCUACCCAGAUUGCCGCGAGCGCCAGGAGACGCUGAGCGAGAUUCUGUCCACGGAAAUCAUUAUCUCCGACCCGUAUCCCGUCAGCGACGACGAAAAAGGGGACGUCGAUGGUCUUCAGCAUCACAACUUCGCGUCCUCAGCGCACCAACCACAUCCAAUCGACGCGUCGCCGGAAACCGCACGCGGUGCGGGGGUCCAAUUGCUCCUGCACCGGCCGAACAACACCGUGAUGUGCAACAAGCGAGGACAACAUCCGACGACGACCCUGGCCCGCCGGCAGCACCGAUACUACGCCGGGUCCGAGGAUAGUCUGGCGCUGGACAUGCGCAAGAAGUCGGCGGAACUUCUGUUGCAAAAGCGCGAAGACCUCGCCAUGUUCGAGGACGACGUCAUGCAGGCCAGCGAGAGCUUAUGCAAUGCAAAAGUAUCUUCGCGCUCGUUGUACUAAUUGCAGAUAUGAAUGACAAAUCUUCUUCCUAACGCCAAAACCGCAUUACAAAUUUCUCUUGUCAUGCUGAGCUAAUUUCUAAUGCGGUUUAAACUAGUAUAAACGAGUGCGAAGAUACUUUUGCUAUGCAUAGAGCUCGCCUCCCAACCACAUGCCGUCCUGCGACGGGAUGGUCGUGGUGUGUGGCGGCGCAGAUCAUCAUGCGGGGGCAACGAGUGCGACGGGGGAAGAAGCUGCGCAGGAUCAUACGGAAAGAAACGUGAUUUCCACCACAGCUGCAAGUGGACCUGAAGAUGAUCCGCUCGCACCGAAACGACCAGGAGUCGAACACGCAAUAAAAACAUCCAGCUCGUUAUCUGCAACCGCGUCAUUACCAACCGACCAGGAUCAACAUUUCGGCGUCGUGUCCUCCUUGAGCGAACUGGAGACCGAUGGCCUGGACCUGAUGGCAAGCCAGAAACUAGACGGUUUGCGAUUCGUCCACGACGAGCGGACAGCGGGAGUUGUGCGGGAAGAUGAGGAUACAGGAACGGGGAAAGAAGAUGAAACUGAUCCGGUUGAUGUUCACCACCAAAAGAAGACAGGAGGAGUAGAAGCUUCAGAUGUAGUAGUUGGAGCAGAGCGACAUGCCGUAGAAAGCGGAGAUAUUGACCACCUCCAAGCAGCGCCUAAAGUAGGUGACGAUGAAGAGGAGCCGGACGAGGAGGUGCUGCACGUCGUGCCCCACCGUGAUUACACCGUCGGCGUAGACAACGCACACUUCUGGCGCGAGGUCGGACCGAUUUACACCGGCACAGCGGUCAGAUUUCCCAGAGCAAAUUUCGAAAGUACAGAAAUAACAGGCGCAAGAACAGCAAGAACGUCAAGAGGUAAUAAUGAUGAUGAUGAUCAUCUUGUCCACGCGACGUCGGCGGCAGUCGCUGGUCAGGAGCGGGACAGCAAGGACUGUUGUUCCACUACAAUCACCGACUGCUCCACCACCGCGCACAACGUCUCCAGCACCACCGAAGUACUAGAGCACGACGCCAGUACCAACAGCGGGGCAUCAAAGGUCUUACUACAGAGUUGCAGCAUGGCAGAUUUGGACCACGCCUACGGGCGGCUCGGGUUCCGUCGGCAGGAGCAAUUUUGGCACGAGCAGCGGUCGUCGCGUGAGGAGCCUACAGUCAGGAUGUUUGGGACGAGCGGGGUGGACGAGUUGUACACAGAGGAGGUUGUUGGUACGUCGCAUCAAGAGGAGGACCACGUUGAGAAUUAUGAUGUUGAACACGAAGACAAAAAUGAAGCAGCCGGAGGUGGAUCAGCAGUUCCUCUAGAGGAUUACUCCUCCUCUUCGACCAGCGCCGAAAGCCGUGAAGAAAGCAGAGAAAUAAAAGACAAACCCGUGCACAAGCACACACCCGAAAUUCUUGAAGAAGAGACCAUCGACCUGUUUUUGAGCAGCGUGCUGCAGCUUCCGGGCGGUGGUGCAGUGGGCGCUACGGACGUAGAUGCAAAUCUCGGCGAUAAGAACAAGAGUUCUGGUGACAGCAGGGGACGAAACGAGAAUGCAGUCAGCGACCUUAAUAUUCAACCGGGCAGAGAGCAGCUCUCGGACCACUUCGACGACAUUGUCAGCGUGUUCUGCAAAAGCAAAAGCACACCGAGUUCUUGUGUGGCCGCCGGAACAAGUAGCGCAGGAGCAGUAGUACCGAUGAGGAAAUUGACCGGUGGUCUGCCAGCAGCGUCCAGCUUCUCUCUCCUCGGCUCUUCCACGGAGAGUGGCAGUGCGGGAGGAGGAGGAGGAACAGCAAAGCGUUCUUCUUCGCCACACCCCAACCCGCUCCUGUCUCUCUCUCCCCCGAUCUCCGCGACGACAAACGCGCAACAGGCUUUGAAAUCGCCGCAAACGCGCCACUCGCUCCACUUCAGCCUCGAUAUCGCGUCCAAACAUACGCACAACAGGGUCAACUAUCAAAUGCAAAAAUGUCUGGGGCUGGAACAAGAUUGCAACUUGUCAUGGUAAAUCCGAAUCAUGCAAAAAUCUGUGUUGCAUGAGUGCCAAAUAAAGCUGCCCACUUUCCUCGACCAAGUUGGGAGGGAGUUUCUCAUGCAGGAGAGGCAUGACAGAGACCUCACAGACUCUUUCAUGCUAGGUCCCGCAUUCCAGACCUCAUGGGUCAUGGAAAACCUGCAUUACAAGUUCCAACCUUCCAGACCCAGACAUAUUUGCAAUGCAUAUCAACCAAAGUUUGAUCGGGACGCUACUCGGGUUCGAUAUGGAUGUGUCAGGUUUGAAAUCGUCAAAGUUGAAAUAGUUUGUCAUGCAUAAAACGGAUACCGGUUAGACCUACAGUUUGUAGUCGGUGCAUGACAAAUUUUCCCGGUCCUGGAAGCGAGUCUGUCAUGCGGUUUAGGGCAAAAGAGCUGCCUUCUGUCAUGCUACUUAGCAGUCCAACUUUUGACCCUUACCAGGACUAUAAUCUGCCUCCCGUGGGUCCUCUGCAAUAGAGUCACUUUUUGUAUCGCAUUUUAUGCAUUACAAAGUAUUUCAACUUUGACGAUUUCAAACCUGACGCCUCCAUAAUCGAGAACCAGAUGCGCGCGGGGGCGGCGGACAUGAAGAAAGUGGAAUACGUGCAGAGCGGCGGUGGUGGUGGGGGAAAUGGAAAUGAUAGCAGAGUGAUGAACAACAGUACAACUUUAAUCACCGACACCAGUCUUCUUCCAGUAGGACCACUAGUGCAAAAUAACAAAUCCAACUUUCUCCUGGAAGAAGAAGACGACCCGAGUGUCGAGCACGAGCGCGCGCCCUGCCGGUUCUGCGGUCGCAAAUUCCGGGUGGAUCGGUUGGAGGUGCACGAGAGCAUGUGUCUGACGAAAAACGCAAUGGCACGGCCCACGUGGGACAGCCGCCGGCAGCGGUUGAAGGAGAUCCCGGCCCUGUUCUUGCACAGUAUCGACCACGACCGGAGUGCCAUGUACGAGCAUCUCGGAGGUGGACACAGUUCCUACCUCGGAACCGGAGAUCAUAGUUCUACCUCUCAUGGGGGAUCAUCAUCAUCAUCCUCCUCAUCUUCUUCAGCCGCGUAUCAUGGUAAUAGAGGAGCUGCCGCAAGUCGAACCGCUGGUGCGCAUGGUGGUGGCAAUGAACGAGGAACGACUGGGCCUUCCUCGUCGUCGUCGUCGUCGUCCACGGCUGGCGCUAAGGGAACUGGACGUGGGGGAGGAGGCGCUGGAGGUGCAUCUAGUACAACAACAGUGAAACUUAUCGUAGGAAAAAACUGUUUCACUGUGAUGAUUUUGCAAGAUCUGCAUCACAAGUUUGUUACACAUCACAAAGAAAACUUGGCAUGCGUGCUUCCUAAGGGAAAACACAGCUAAGAAUCCAAUGUCUUGCAUGUGUAGCAAGACAAACACAUUUGCGUUCCGUUCUAUGCAUCACAAGUUCACAGUGAAACAGUUUUUUCUUGCGAUAAAACUCGCGGCCUCUCUCCGGUCGAAGUUGACCCGGUCGGGCAAGAGCGCUGCGAGAGCCUAUGGAUUGCAAAUAUGUCUGGGUCUGGAAGAUUAAAUUAAAACUUGUCAUGCUAGAUCUGAAUGAUGCAAAAAUCUGUGUUGCGUGAGUACCAAAAGCUGUCCGCUUUGGACCAAGUUGAGAGGGAGUUUCUCAUGCAGGAAAGGCAUGCGAGAGACCUCAGAGAAUCUGUCAUGCUGGGUCUCGCAUUCCAGACCUCAUGGGUCAUGGAAAACCUGCAUGACAAGCCUUGCAUCCUUCCAGACCCAGACACUUUUGCAUUUGAUAAGGCCGGCGGCAGAACAUCAACGGCGGUGGGGUCAUCUUCUAGUUCGAAGCCGGCAGCUGCCGUGCUCCGAGUGAAUGCCGGGGCCGUUGCGGCCUAUCCACCUGUGGGAGCUACCAGCACCACACCAGGGAGGACGACGCAGGCCGGAGGGCAGCAGGGGGUUCCUGCGACGACCAGCAGUGCUUCAAGCAGCUCAACGUCAUCUUCAAAGCAAGGAAACAAUUCCUUCAACCCAGCCGCCCGAUCCGGUGUCCCUCCUGCGACGGAUGUGUCCUCUGGUGCCACGGAACAAACUACAAGCAGAAAUAAUAAAAACCCAGUGACCACGACUCUUUCCCCACCGUUGCAGGUGAACAAAAAUCUGGACCACACUACAAACGCUUCGGGUCCAACGCUGAAGCAAGGUGCCCUCGGAAAUGCGAAAGGCAAGAGCCACAUGCCACCCGAGCAACCAUCGAAGGACGAAGAUCUGGUGCGCAAAGAGUGUCCGCACUGCCACCGGUUCUUCCGGCCAGAAGCACUCGAAGUGCAUCGGCGCGUGUGCAUUUCGGUCUUCGGAACGAAGCAGAAGAUGAAACCGAGUUCUUGUGGGGCGCAAGCUAGUACAGGGGGGAGAAAGGAAAGCAGAAAGCAACGUAGUACACAUUUGUGAUGAUAAGUGUUUCGAUUGAGCAUCAAAUUUCGUUUUAGUCCGAUGUAAACCGAGUCCAAGUUUGUUGCUAUGAUCGUGCAGGAGCGCUAUAGCAAAAGAUUCAGCCUACAAAACAUACAGGCCCCGUUCGUGCGCGGUCGCAGACGAAGGUCACCUACCCGCGUAGCCCGAAGACGGAAGUGGUGCGUCAGCAACGCCAAACUGCGAAGUUCACCAAUAGAAAACCUGCAACUCCGAACAAAAACGGUACCACGACCUCCCUGGCACCGUCCGUGGAUGCUUCCCAAGACUUUGAUACGGACACGGAUACGGUCACGAAGCUCCACGACCAGACCGCGGAGCUGAACAAAAAAGUGGAGGCGCUGCUGAACACUUUCAGUACUAGAUAACACGCUUGUCGUCUUUUGGCUCGUGUUUUUCAUGCGUGAAGUGUAUCGCGGGCAAGUAAGUUUUGUCAUGCAUGCAGCAUUCAUACGCUGAAAAUGUAGUUUGUAACAACGACCAAAUCAAAAAACAGACCAAGACCCAGCCUCCUCCACGAAUUCUCGCUUGUCGAAUCAUCGCACCCUCCGCGACGAAUCUCUUACGCUCCUGUCGCCGAACCUGCGGCAGUCGACCAAUUCGGACACGAUGCUGUUAAAAUCCUCCAGCGACUCGGACCGGUCCUGGGCUAACCGCUAUAAUACCACGGCGCACCGCAAUACGCUCACGAUGUCCAUACACUUCGAGCACAAAGCAGUGAGGGAAGCGGCCAGUUCGUUCCUAGCCGCCUCGCCGGAGAAGCAGCGGAACAACGUCGAUCAAUCAGUAGGAGCAGCGGGUCCUGUCGAUCAGUCAUUAGCCUCCUCGUCCGGAAGUGGAGGUUCUCAACACUUUUCGCCGGACAAAAUGUUGGAACUGAGUUCGUCCUCGCGGGGGUUGGGCUUCACUUCCCCGGACUCGCACCUCCUGAAGAUGCGGUCGACGCCGGAGCGGGAGGUCGAUUUUGCGACCGAUAUGGCCAGGAACAACUACGCAGGCUUUUCUGCAAGCACUUCUGCAGAAGUGCCGAUGGAGUUGGACCCAACAUCUCCUAGCAACGCAGAAUUUUCCACCGGCAACCACACCGAUGGCGGUUUCGGCCACCAUGGCUACCGCGGAGGUGCUGAGAGCGCUGGCGCAGCUAGUACUACUUCGUACUUGCACAGCAGGAGCAAUGUUGCUGUUGAGCAUAUUGAACCUUCGUCCUCCUCCGACGUCUACGGUGGCACGGCGUGGAAGAUGAAUCAGGACCGCACUAGCAGUGCCUCAGCCGCAAGAACCACAGAGCGCUCGGUUGCACCGGAAACUGGUGCAGUGACUCACGAUCAUCGCUAUGGAGCUAUGACAGAGCCGUCCCGAAACCUGCUCGACGCCCCGGUCGUGAGUGAUGUGUACGGCGGUCAACAUGGAGUACUGCCGAACGCGCGGCGAACUCCUCCAGAUCAUGCCACUGUUCCCCCGGCGUACUACCAGCACGACUUUCUGAACACGGGGCGGUUCGGUGCCGGGGACGAGCCAGCUCGGGUGCAGUCCCGCAGUCCAGGCGACGUCGCAACGCGGAAUGAGGACGAAGACUGCACCAUCGGUGAACAAUUAUCCGCAGGCAGUGCAUUCUCGGGCCGGAAGCAAAGGGAGGAAGAAGCGGGACGAAUCAACUGUAUAGUAUCAUCUUCCGCAAGAACGGCCGGGGGGAUUCCCGCUGCUGCUGCUCCCAUGAUGCUACAAGAACUUCCCGCCUCCUCCUACAACCCGUCGAAAUACGCAACUCCGACGAGAACACCCACGAAAACAAAUUUCUCAAGAAAUAAUGCAGGGCCAGGAACUCCUGCCGGUGUUGAUGAAUGCCAGAUGUCACCGUCCGUGACCGACAGUGGCAGCAACCCGCGGACGCCGACGAAGCGGCACGAAUUCAUCCUCGAUAGUUUGGAAACGCAGAGCAACAGUCUGUGCAAACAAAUCCGGGACUGCACGCAGAAGCUGUUGCUCCGCAGGCAGCGACACCACGAGACCAUGGAGGCACUUGGGAAACGAGAACAGGGUGGCCGGGAGUGAUGACGGCUGUAGACGACGUGGGAUGUGUUUUUUUCGAUGAAAAUAGAAAGUGUGUCGUGAGCAGCAGCUUUUGGUUAAAUUGGAAUUGUCAUGUGUACUUGAAAAUUUGUAGUAGCGAACAGUCUUGCAACACUCUUGUGAAAAUGUUGUGAUCCGAAAAUUUGGUCGUUGAAAAAGUUCACUCGUGUGGCUUUGGCAUGAGAUAAUUCUUGCGACACCAUAUCAAUGUAGUGGAGUUAGUGCUACAGUAGUGGAAGAUAUUUUAGUGAUAGUCGAGACAAAACUGUUUUUUUUGUACUGCUGGAGCGAGUACUUGAAUUGAAUUCUCGCGAACUGUUUUUGGCCGCUGGCCGCUGAUUUUGAAAUCUUUUGAACAGGGAGCACGGAUAGCUCGGGUUUUGCUUUUUCGGCUCGUUGACUUGAAGUUGUACUGGAAAUGAACAAUGUCUACUGUGGUAUGAUGCUUGUUGAUUCCAAACAAGCUGCAUUUUUUACUUCUGCUUCGAUAGCUGUGGGGAAGCUGCGCUUGUCUAAGCUUGAAAUUAACGAAUUCAGUAUAGCGUUUAUUCAGAUGCAAAAAGCUGCCGCGCGUAGCUAGCAGCACG
Molecule: messenger RNA, 8830 nt
Organism: Amoebophrya sp. A120
Lineage: Eukaryota; Dinophyceae; Syndiniales; Amoebophryaceae
Source: the annotation of a GenBank genome assembly